AUGAACCUCGUUGGUCUCACUCUAGUCAUUAUCAACUUCGAUACUCUCUCUCUAGACGGGUCGUCACCAUCACUGAAAGAUCUCAACAUGGGAAGCAAGACAUCAAGCUGGUCUGAUCAAUGGGGAACUGGAGUCUUUGACAAUGAAGAAAAAGAAAAUGAAAAAAAGGAAAAUACUAAGAGCAACAACAACAAUAACAAGAAGAUGGAACAGGUGAAGGCAGUUGCAGCUACAGGACUUGUGAAAGCUAAAUCUGCUGCCAUUGUUGGAGCUCACAAAGUGAAGAAAGAACAACCCACAUGA
Lactuca virosa is the source of this 303-nucleotide messenger RNA. Lineage: Eukaryota; Viridiplantae; Streptophyta; Magnoliopsida; Asterales; Asteraceae. The record is from the annotation of a GenBank genome assembly.